This is a messenger RNA of Ailuropoda melanoleuca (giant panda), 2730 nucleotides long. It is a transcript of the gene RNF115, whose product is annotated as ring finger protein 115. Gene Ontology annotation, biological process: ubiquitin-dependent protein catabolic process. The coding region runs from base 258 to 1175 and encodes 305 amino acids. Lineage: Eukaryota; Metazoa; Chordata; Mammalia; Carnivora; Ursidae. Gene Ontology annotation, cellular component: nucleus. The record is from RefSeq and is a predicted model, not a curated record. Gene Ontology annotation, molecular function: ubiquitin protein ligase activity. The transcript has 9 exons.
UGUCUGAGGAGCCGGCGGGCUGCGGCGGGCGGUCUCUCCUUCCUGCGCCUCUUUGGUGCUGGGAGGCGGGCCGCGGGGUCGCCGUCCGCGCCGCCGGCUCGCUGGGCCCAGCGGACUCACGUGACCGACGCGGGCUCUGGAGCGGCCUGCCGCACUGAGGAAGCGGCGGCGGCCGAGGCGGUGACCGCAGCCGGGAGGUAGCUGCCUGGCAAGGGACGGGCCGCUGCCCUCUCGGACAGCCGCGGCGGGAGAGAAAGAUGGCGGAGGCCUCGGCGGCCGGGGCGGGCGCAGGCGCCGCUGUCGCCGCGCACCGGUUUUUCUGCCACUUUUGCAAGGGCGAGGUCAGCCCCAAACUACCGGAAUAUAUUUGUCCCAGAUGUGAAUCAGGCUUUAUUGAAGAAGUGACAGAUGAUUCCAGUUUUUUAGGUGGUGGUGGCAGCCGGAUAGACAAUAGCACAUCAACACAUUUUGCAGAGCUCUGGGAGCAUUUGGACCACACAAUGUUUUUCCCAGAUUUUAGACCAUUUCUAAGUAGCAAUCCACUGGACCAAGAUAAUAGAGCCAAUGAGAGGGGUCACCAAACUCACACUGACUUCUGGGGACCAAGUCGGCCUCCACGGCUGCCAAUGACUCGAAGAUACAGAUCGAGAGGAAGUACUCGUCCUGAUAGAUCCCCAGCUAUUGAAGGAAUAAUACAACAGAUCUUUACAGGAUUCUUUGCAAAUUCUGCAAUUCCUGGAUCCUCACAUCCUUUUUCCUGGAGCGGGAUGCUGCACUCCAACCCUGGGGACUAUGCCUGGGGUCAGACAGGGCUUGAUGCCAUUGUAACCCAGCUUUUAGGACAACUGGAAAACACAGGGCCUCCCCCAGCUGACAAGGAAAAGAUCACAUCUCUUCCAACAGUGACAGUAACUCAGGAACAAGUUGAUAUGGGUUUAGAGUGUCCAGUGUGCAAAGAAGAUUACACAGUUGAAGAGGAAGUCCGGCAGUUACCCUGCAACCACUUCUUCCACAGCAGUUGUAUUGUACCGUGGUUAGAACUGCAUGACACGUGUCCUGUAUGUAGGAAGAGCUUAAAUGGUGAGGACUCUACUCGGCAAACCCAGAGCUCUGAGGCCUCUGCAAGCAACAGAUAUAGCAGUGACAGCCAGCUACAUGACCGAUGGACUUUCUGAAGCUAAAGCCUGCAUCUGAGCCAGGGCUGUGGUAGUCUUCUUAUCACAGCUGUCAAUUGUAUCAAAACAAAAAAAUAGUAGGUGGAUUUAGGAAUCGCAUAAGAAUCCCCAACCCAUAAUAUUAAUGCAGUGAGUGUUUUUCUUCUCUAAAUUUAAAGUUAGUAUCUGCAGAUGGAAUUGUAUCUACAACCAAAUGCCUCUUAUUCCUGAAUUCAGAGUGAUACUUUUAUAAGUGUGAAACUUGAUAAUGUGGGUUUCCCCUGCCAGAAUAGAAUCACUUUACCUUAAAGUCUAGCUAGGGUCCCACUAUCUGUCAUGUUCUCUUGUAGUGGAUGUUUCCACCUCCUUCUCUAACCUCCACUCUACCAUUAGUGUAUUUUAUAGUACAUGCAGUGGAACCACAGCCGUGAAGUCCUGCUGAUAUAAAGUCUUUCUGUUUUAAUUGUACAAAAGCAUCUACUCUUGGCCAUAUUUGCCACAAAGCAAGAUCAGAUUAAUUCAGGAAUCUGAGACUAAUGAUUUUGUUUUGUUUUGAAUCCUCAGAAAAUCAAAGAAAAAUAGCAGUGGGGAGGAGAAAGUGGCUGAUCAUUGUAUUCUUUGAUUUUCUCAUUUUAAUUUUUAAAGACUACUUCACAAGGUGCAGUGUCUGCAGAAGCCAACAUGACAUAUCUUAGGAAUCUUACGUUGGUGGGAAUCUGAUUCUGGUUCCCUUUUGGAAAUGAGUCGGGCAGCAUACAGGCACAGAAGGACAGGUAUUUGAAAUCUUUGUUUCUGAGGUUUCUUUAAUGACCUCCAACUCAUUGUUUACUGCCUUUUGUCGUGGGGACCUUAAAAUAAUUUCCCUCAAAUAGAAUUACUUCGUUACUGCUUCUACAGCCAGUUCACUGUUUUUAGUAAUUCAUUGGUCUUCAAGAAUUGAGAUUUCACAUUGUCUCAUUUUAAUUUUUUAAGCCCUUUUAUCAUCUCUGAAUCUUUCUGUUCUGCUUGGUUCUGGUUGUACUUGGAAUCAAACUGAUUAUCGUGAUCAUGCCUGAAACAGCUUGGCCUUGGAGAGGUGGGCCUUCUGUCUUCAGCCUAACAGUGUCUCAUUGCACAUGCACAUGCUCUUUGAAGCAUUUAAGUGUUUAAAGUUGAAUAAAUGAAGAAGAUCGAGAAAGUUGUUGGAACUUCAGCGUCUCAAAAGGAAAUGAUGGGGGCAUGUAACCACUGUUAGCACACCACAGAAGGUGACAGGGGGCUCCAUUUGUCUGGUCACAUCAGCCCUUCAUAGUCUGGAAUGAUUUGAACAAGAAGGCCACUCUUUGGUGAGUGUCUUUCUUGGCUAGGAGUCUUUCCUCAGUUUUUGUUGACUAUCAUAUGUGCUGGUUUUGGGGGUGAGGGAAGGGGGUUAUAAAUAUCUUUGUGCUUUGGUAGAGGAGAAAGAAGUAGGGGAGGGAAGAGAGAAAGUGGGAUAGUGGCUUGCUGAAUUUACAGCCUGCCUCUCAAAUUGUGACCAUAAGGUAUGAUUCAUGUUGGGCCCAGAGGGAAUAAAAGAUGUUUUCUCCUCUGCCUCUCA